Messenger RNA from Pieris brassicae (large cabbage white), 2757 nucleotides. Its product is annotated as ankyrin-3-like. The transcript has a single exon. Gene Ontology annotation, molecular function: RNA nuclease activity; protein binding; RNA binding. The record is from RefSeq and is a predicted model, not a curated record. Gene Ontology annotation, biological process: RNA processing; intracellular signal transduction. Bases 225 to 2066 code for a protein of 613 amino acids. Lineage: Eukaryota; Metazoa; Arthropoda; Insecta; Lepidoptera; Pieridae.
AAAAAUUAUAAUAAUAUUAUGUACAUAUGUGUUUGGUGUAUACAUUAUUCUCUAAACUGUACAUUCUUUAUAAAUAUUAAAUGAAACAAAUAUACAUAAUAGAAUAAUUCUUGUAUUUGCACCGGAUUAGCUGUGCAUGGUUUUGUUUAAACUAAUUCCCCUCUAAUUAAAUAUGUAUAGUUUUUAAACGUCGUGAAAAGUAUUAUUUGUAGUCAUAGUAUGUCAUGGAAACGUCUUUAGAAGACAAAUUGCUUCAAGACAUAAUAAAAAGUGAUAAUAAUGCUAUUUUACAACAUAUUUCCAGGGGGGCAAAUCCAAAUAAAAUAACUAGCCAUGGAAAAACGUGUUUGGGAGAGGCAUCUAAAUUGGGUAACACGGUUGUUGUACAAAUAUUACUUGAUUCAUAUAAUGAAAAUGUAGCGUCAAAGCAAGGAAUCAUUUUUAAGAAGUGUAAUAGGUCACAUAAGAGGAAAUUGAAAAGUGUUGGACCUCAUGAUGGAAGUGUUAGUAAAUUUAAAAAUACCAGUGAAGAGCUUUAUCAAUGUCAUAAGCAAAAUAUAAAUGGCAAGGAAAUUAAAAAUAAUGAAAAAAUAAAUCAGGAUAUCUUGGUAUCUUUGAAUAGUGAUGGUUCUAGUAGUGACAGUAGUAGUGAAAGUAAAGCAGGAAACACAAAACCUCAGGCAGCCAGUGUUGCUACAUCUCUUCAUGUUGAUCUUGAAUGGGAUGAGGAUAUCGGUACAGCUGCACCUAUAACACAUGAAGAUGAAACUUGGUCAUCAAUUUACAGGUGGUAUGCUGCUAUAUUAGAAAAAACAGGUGCAGCAUUAGCUUCAGCAUCAAAAGUUACUAAUGGAAUUAAUCAACAAGAUGCAUAUAUGAGAACAGCCUUACAUUAUGCAACAGAGCAAGGACAUACUGAAAUAGUAAAAUUAUUACUUGAUUCUGGCAGUAAAUUAGAUGUAACUGCGGGAGAUGGUCUUACUGCAUUGCAUAUAGCUGUUAUAAGAAACAAUAUUCAAAUAGUUAAUAUGCUGUUGUCAGCUGGAAGUCACAUAAACUAUAAAACUCACGAAAAAAUGACAGCCUUGCAUUUUGCAGCUUCUAGGGGAUUUUUAGAAUUAGUAAAAAUUUUAGUAUCCAAUGGAGCAAAUUUAGAAGCUAGAGAUACCAAUGAACGAACUGCUUUAUACUUGGCAACUGGAAGAGGCCACAUCUAUGUGAUAAAAUAUUUAAUAUCUUCUGGUGCCAAUGUUAAUGGUGAAGAAAUCCAUGGGUAUACUCCACUAUGUGAAGCUGUUUGGCAAAAAUAUACUCAAGUUGUAGAAGUUUUGUUAACUUCUGGUGCUCGAGUUACACAUUCUCACAAACUUUUACACAAUGCUGUAAUGCAAGGUCAAAAAGAUAUAGUCAGAAUGCUUAUUAAUCGAGGAGGUGGUAUAAAUUUGUGUGAUGACGCAGGGGACACUGCUUUAUUAUUAGCUGUUAGAUUAUCACACAUUGAAAUAAUCAAAGAACUAUUACAAAAGAAAGCUAAUAUAAAUUUGUGCAAUAAUAUAACAGGUUCUAAUGCUUUGCAUAUAGCAGUUGAAAGUUUUAAAGACCUAAAUCAGUUUGAACAAUUACUUUUACUAUUACUGGAGGAAAAAAUAGACAUGAAUGCAACAGCUUUAACUGGCGACACAGCUCUAAAUAGAGCACUAUUAUUACAAAAGGAUAAUGCAGCAAUAUUACUUAUUCGCCAUGGAGCAGAUGUAAAUACAAUUGAUUUUCAAUCAUGUGGGUUAGACAACCUAUCAAUGGUUAAACGGAGGGCAACAAAUCAUUUAGCAAGACUAUUACUUAAAGCCGGUCAUUACAGGCCUGAACUUGAACAGUGUUGUAUACAAAAUAAAGAUACAACUGCAUAUUGGUUGCAUCAGAUAUGUAAAGAACCUUUUAGUCUAUUAGAUAUUUGUAGGAUUCAAAUUAGAUUACUUUGUAGACAAAAACCACUACAUCAAUGUAUACCUUCAUUACCAAUACCGAUAAGCCUACAAAGAUUCUUAAUGUUUGAAGAUGAAAUUUAAUUAAUCCUUUUACUUUUAUAAUUUACUAUAGGCUACAGUAAGCCUGUAUUGAAAUCACCAGUAAUCUCAUUUGUCCAGUAUUUAUGUUAUUCUUCUAAAUAUUUAAAGUAUUAUUACCUAGUAUAAAUAUAAUUUGUUAUAGUAUAAUAAUUAUUAACAUAGAUAAGUUAUGUUUUUGGAGGUCAAGAAUGUGUUGUUAUGUAUAUUUAUUUUAAUGACAGCCAUUGUAUGGACAACACAAUUACUAGUUGGGGCCUAUAGUACAUUUAUCAAUAAGUUUUUUAUGAAUACAUUGGUAAAAAUUAGGGUGCGCGGUAAUAAGUACCUAAAUUAAAUAUGUUGUACGGUAAAUUAAAAUCGCUUUUUACUCGUGGCGUUUUUGUACUCUUAAGCUGAUAUUAAACACACUACGACCAAACAACGCACAGUUAGUACUAUAUUAUAAAAUAAAUGACUAGCAUCAAUUGAAUAUUUCGGCUUAAUAACGUGAUUUAAUCUUUUAGUAACUUUAGUACUAGAAAUCAUAAUGGACAAGAUUAAUGACUGUCUGUAGGUUACGCACUCGACUAAGUACGAAUCGAACUUCUGUUUGUCGAAAUUCAAUGCAUUUUUGACGUCUCCCGUACGUCAACCUAAGAAAAGCUGUUUAGUUGUUUUUUGCGAAUAAAUUGAUGUAUUUCAACUAAUACUA